AUGGGAACUAAGUUAAUGGCGAAUGCAUCAGCACCAGUUCCGGUCCACUUAACCUUUGACAUUUCGAAAUUUACUGGGCCAAUCAACGAAUUCAUAUUUUCAACUAAUCAGAAUCGUACUCAGCCGUUCUUGCCUUUAUUCUCACUUCCCAUUACUAACCUGCAUCCGAUGAAUCUGAUUGCAAGUAAUAUUACAUUGCCGAAAGGUUUAUGUCCAAUCUGUGGCAAGAUAUAUGGAUCAAACAGAGAUCUUCAGAAUCAUGUGAUGGCUCAUCAUGAGCGUAAAUAUGAGUGCACAAAAUGCGCGAGAACAUUCAUAUCAGAGAAACGUAUGCGAGCGCAUGAACUUAAGAAACAUUCCGCGCAUUCAACAAAUUUUGUGAAAGAAAAUAACGGUGAACGGAAAUUAUUCGAGUGCAACCAGUGCGAUCGAACCUAUGAAACUUUUUAUAAUUUUAAGGAACAUUUAGCUAAACAUAAAGGCAAAUUAUUUCGAUGCACAAUUUGCAGCAAACACCUGUCCGGGCAGAGUGCUUUAAGCAGACAUGCAAAAAUUCACGAAAAACCUCAUGAAUGUAUGAUGUGUACUAGCAGAUUCAGUUCAGCAUACGAUUUGGAUUGCCAUUUCAGUUAUUACCAUUCAACCGUUAAACGGUUUAAAUGCUUUCACUGUAAUCGGGUACUAUAUAACUAUUCGGGUAAAUUACGCCACGAACGACUAUGUUCCUUGAAAACCACUGUCAUCAAAAAAGUCCCACAUUCUCAGACUACUAUCCUCCAAAAAACAAUACCUCGUCCUGAAGGAAUAAUUCGGGAAGAACCAGAAAAUGAAGUAGUAAAAAAACCCAGUGGUAAUGAGGAAUGCGAAAUCAUUCAGAAUCAUUCGACCACUGUUAAUUUGAUCUCAGAAUCGAAAUUUUACACGCCUAAAAUAGCACCUGAAAAUCCGUCCUCCAAAUCCAAACAAAGGAAAACAUUUCACAUUUGUGAUAUUAUGCAUGAUAUUCCAGAUAAAGAAUUGAUAACAAUGGCCAACGCUACCAAAGCGGAACAUCGAUUAAGUCACCACUUUAUUCAACUUUGUGCAUAG
Acanthocheilonema viteae is the source of this 1089-nucleotide messenger RNA. NCBI's taxonomy places the organism in Eukaryota, Metazoa, Nematoda, Chromadorea, Rhabditida, Onchocercidae. The record is from the annotation of a GenBank genome assembly.